Molecule: messenger RNA, 5653 nt
Organism: Octopus sinensis (East Asian common octopus)
Lineage: Eukaryota; Metazoa; Mollusca; Cephalopoda; Octopoda; Octopodidae
Exons: 15
Coding region: 156-5459 (1767 amino acids)
Biological process (GO): response to oxidative stress
Molecular function (GO): peroxidase activity; heme binding
Source: RefSeq, a predicted model, not a curated record
UUGAGCGAGAUUCUCCAUGUCAAAUUGCAUUUCGAUUCACAUUUGAUGUGAACAAUUGCCUCUCUAGACAUCUACUUUGUCUGAACAUUCAAACAACCUAGAGAAAAAGCAUCACUGAAAUUACUGCUUUUUGGUCAAACAACCGGUCAGCAAGGAUGUUGCUGCCACAGUUGUUGCUCAUAUCUACUUUAUUUGUAUGGAAUAUCCAAGCUGGUUUCGACCCAAAGUGUUAUGAAGAUGAGCUUACCUAUGUGAAUUUUCAUGGAAAACGAAGGGAAUUUAGGACUGCAAAUGGUACUUGUAAUAAUCUAGGGAACAAGUACUGGGGGGCUGCUUAUAAUGAAUAUUCACGUCUCAUUCCACCGGCUUAUAUCGACGGUUAUGACAAACCAAAAAUAUAUGGAAAGAGUGGAGGAUUAUUACCAAACGCUCGUGUUGUUAGGUGCAAUCUAUUUAGGAAACCUUUCAAUGCGAAAUUCCUGUCAAAACUGAGUCUUUUUACUGCGUUCUUCUCUCAGGCUAUUUCCCAUGAUUUGUCUGACACAAGUCGACCAUCAAAUAUUGAUUGCUGUUCUGGCCCUUUGAGGAACAAAUCAAUAUGCUUUCCUAUAGUUUAUAGCAGUCACUGUCCCCUGGAUAAAUGUAGUGGUUACUACAAUUCAUAUUAUGGCUUCCCGAAUUACUACCUAAAUGGUCGUUAUCUCCUUCAUUAUCCUCCUCAUUAUCCACUUCGUUAUCCACUUCAUUAUCCAGUUCAUCAACAAUCAAUUCAUGUCAGUCAGAAAAACAACCAUAACGUCAACGUUCAUCUGAAUCAAAAUCUUCACCACCAUCAUCACCACCACCACCACCAUGGUGACCACUAUCUUGCCCCACACAUUUACAACCAGCUCUAUCCCCAUUAUUACCCCAGCAAAACCCUUUAUAAUUACCAUCUUGGGCCAUAUGGAAAAAAAUUAACAUCACACAGUCACACUCAGGUGUCUCAUGCUCGCACUCAGGUAUCUCAUGUUCGUUCACACUUACUGCAUCCUUUUGGAGGAUUGAGUCACACACAAAGCCAUGCAUUACACAAGCAUGCACAUUUAUUGCAUACUCACUCACACUUGGCUCACCAGCAUGGAGGUUCACUUCACACUCAGAGUCAUUUGUCACACAAGCAUGAGCACAUAGCUCAUGCUCACUCACACUUGUUGCACCCAUAUGAAGGGUUGAUCCACACUCAAAGCCAUGCAUUACACAAGCAUGCACGUUUAUUGCACUCUCACUCCCACUUGGCCCAUCUUCACGGAGGGUUACUUCACACUCAAAGUCACUUGUCACACAAACUCAAGCACUUAGCUCAUGCUGACUCACACUUAACUCAUGCUCACUCACAUUUAGCUCAUGCUAACUCACACUUGUUAUAUCCUUAUAGAGGGUUGAGCCACACUCAAAGUCAUACAUUACACAAGCAUGCACAUUUAUUGCACUCUCACUCCCACUUGGCCCAUCUUCACGGAGGGUUGCUUCACACUCAAAGUCACUUGUCACACAAACUUGAGCACUUAGCUCAUGCUGACUCACAUUUAGCUCAUGCUCACUCACAUUUAGCUCAUGCUCACUCACACUUGUUACAUCCUAAUGGAGGGUUGAGCCACACUCAAAGCCAUGCAUUACACAAGCAUGCACAUUUAUUGCACUCUGACUCCCACUUGGCUCAUCUUCAUGGAGGGUUACUUCACACUCAAAGUCACUUGUCACACAAACUCGAGCACUUAGCUCAUGCUCACUCACACUUGUUGCACCCAUAUGAAGGGUUGAUCCACACUCAAAGCCAUGCAUUAGACAAGCAUGCACGUUUAUUGCACUCCCACUCCCACUUGGCCCAUCUUCACGGAGGGUUACUUCACACUCAAAGUCACUUGUCACACAAACUUGAGCACUUAGCUCAUGCUGACUCACACUUAACUCAUGCUCACUCACAUUUAGCUCAUGCUAACUCACACUUGUUAUAUCCUUAUAGAGGGUUGAGCCACACUCAAAGUCAUACAUUACACAAGCAUGCACAUUUAUUGCACUCUCACUCCCACUUGGCCCAUCUUCAUGGAGGGUUACUUCACACUCAAAGUCACUUGUCACACAAACUUGAGCACUUAGCUCAUGCUGACUCACACUUAACUCAUGCUCACUUACAUUUAGCUCAUGCUCACUCACACUUGUUACAUCCUAAUGGAGGGUUGAGCCACACUCAAAGCCAUGCAUUACACAAGCAUGCACAUUUAUUGCAUGCCGAUUCGCACUUGGUGCACAAACACAGUAGGCUGCUGCACACAUUGCAUAGUCACACUUCCCACAGUCACACAUCGCACAGUCACACAUCGCACAGUCACACAUCAAACAGUCACACAUCACACAGUCACACAUCACACAGUCAAACAUCACACAGUCAAACAUCACACAGUCAAACAUCUCAUAGUCACACUCACACCCCUCGUACCUUCUUAAACUUGCCACACUACUAUACAGAUACUCAAGAACCCUCUCUGGGACAUCAUUAUCCCUAUGAUCUUUACUCUUCUAAAACAAACUCCUUUCACACCUUUUCAGACCCUUAUCAUUUUAAAUCAAGCAAAUAUCAUGAUGAUGUAACCCAAACUUACAAUGAUGAUGAUUACUUACCCCGUUAUAAAAGAUCUGUUUCUAAACCCACUAAACCCACUAAACCCACAAAACCCACUCCUCCUAAAUCUCAUAACUAUCCUGACAAGCAUCCUUAUCAUACUAAAUAUGAUUAUCAAGGCUCUAAAUAUUAUCACCGUUAUGGUUCUAAAUCUUAUAACUAUUAUGAUAAGGGAUAUCCUUCCGGUCCCAAAUCACACAAAUAUAUUAAAUCCUACCCAAAACCUUAUUAUCCUUAUAACUACAAAAAUUUUUACCCUUCUAAAAGUUAUCCCCCUCACCCCUUUUCAAACCCUUACUAUUCUAAACAAAGCAAAUAUUAUGAUGGUGCAACCAAUUUUUAUGAUGAUGAUGAUGAUGAUUACUUACCCCGUUAUAAAAGAUCUGUUUCUAAACCUCUUCUUCCUCAUGCCUUGGCACACCAUUUUCUUGAUAAACAUCAUUUUCAUGCUGAAUCUCACCAUCAUCACGUCUUUAAACAUCAUCGUUAUCAUGGCUUUAAAUCUUUUCACCAUCAUAAGCCUAAAUCUUAUCCCCAUCAUAAGCCUAAAUAUUAUCCCCAUCAUAAGCCUAAAUCUUAUCCCUAUCAUAAGCCUAAAUCUUAUCCCUAUCAUAAGCCUAAAUCUUAUCCCUAUCAUAAGCCUAAAUCUUAUCCCUAUCAUAAGCCUAAAUCUUAUCGUCAUGGUCCCUAUCGCUUUUAUAGUAAAGGACACCCUUCCAAUUUCAGAUCUCACCGACAUCAGCAACACUAUGAAUUCCCUUAUUAUUGGAAUCCCUACUACAUUCCUGAAUAUGACCAUUUUAGUCGAUCUUACAACCCCAAAUCCUACUGGCCUCCUUUUGGAAGACAUAAGAGAUCUGCUGAUAAAAACUCAUAUUCUUCAAAACCCCACCAACAUUACCCCUAUGAUGACUGUUACUCAUUGAAACUCCAACCCCCUCAUCACCACUAUGGAAGCUUUUACACUUCUAAACCCCAUGACCCUCACCACUAUGGAAGCUCUUACUCUUCUAAACACCAUAACUAUCACCACUAUGGAAGCUCUUACUCUUCUAAACACUAUGACACUCACCACUAUGGAAGCUCUUACUAUUCUAAACACCAUGAUCCUCACCACUAUGGAAGCUCUUACUAUUCUAAACACCAUGAUCCUCACCACUAUGGAAGCUCUUACUAUUCUAAACACCAUGAUCCUCACUACUAUGGAAGCUCUUACUAUUCUAAACACUAUGACCCUCACCACUAUGGAAGCUCUUUCUUAUCAAAAUCCCACAACCUUCACCACUUUGGAAGUCUUUACUCUUCUAAACCCUACGAUCAUUACCCCUAUGGAAGCUCUUAUUCAUUGAAACCACAGUAUCCGUACCAGUAUGGAGACCUUUACUCUUCUAAACCUCACUAUCUUCACUACUAUGGAGGCUCUUACAAAGUACCAUGUAAGAAAUCUUGUAUAAAUCUUGUACGAUCAUCAAAGUCGCCAUUUAUCAGCACUGUUCGAGAACAAGUGAAUGAAGUGACCUCAUUCUUGGAUGGAUCCUUUAUUUAUGGAACACACGACCCGAGAGAACUGCAACUAGGAAAAUAUGGAUUGCUGAGAACAUCUGAAUGCUUAGGCUUACCAUUUCCACCAAUAAGUAAAUACAAGAAUAAUCACUUCUUCAAACAUUCAACACCGUACCCCUGCUUCAAAACAGGAGACAGCAGAGAUAGCAGUAAUGUCAAUCUUAUUGUCCUCCAUACAAUAUUUCUGCGAGAACACAACAGAAUUGCUUGGAAACUUCACUUAUUAAAUCCCCACUGGAAUAAUGACCAGUUGUUUUAUACAACGCGAGAUAUAAUCGGUGCUAUACUUCAACACAUAACAUACAAUGAAUACCUACCGAUCAUCCUCGGUUAUAAAACAAUGAAAAGUUUGAGACUUACCAGUGAUUGUAAAUACUAUUACAAUGACAAACUAAAUCCAUCCAUUAUAAACUCUGUUGCAACUGCAGUAUUCCGUUUUAGCCAUUUCAUGCUCCGAGCCAAUAUUUUAUCAUACUAUGAUAACAAAGGUGCUCCAGUAUGUCACUUGAAAGAUAAAUUUGUGCUCUUCAAAAAACAUCCAUUGAUAUGCUCUAAAAAGAAGUAUUACUUCCCAUUUAGCAGCCUUAUAAAGAGUACAAAACCACUCUUUAAGACCAUUACUCGUGCCCCGAACUUCAUCAGAGGUCAGUUAAACCAACAUGCACAGCAGAUUUCAGCUUUCAGAAUUGAUGAAUUGGGUGAUAUUUUCUCCAAAAACCAAUUUGAUCUUGGCAGUGUCUUCAUACAAAAGGGAAGAGAUCAUGGUUUGCCCGGUUACACUCAUUACAGGAAGUUGUGUGCAUCCUUUUAUGAUAAAUAUGCUCCUGUGAAGAGUUUCUUGGAUUUGGUCAACCAUCCUUUGUUUGUUAGAAAGAAAUUGAAGACACUUUACAAAUGUGUGGAUGAUAUUGAUUUAUUAGUUGGUGGAAUAACAGAGACACCAACAAAUGGUGCUGUCUUUGGACCACUCUUCCAAUGUCUAAUGGGAACUCAGAUGUCUAAAUUAAAGUUUGGUGAUAGGUUUUGGUACCAGAACCACAGAUUCACACCAGCACAACUGGCAUCAAUAAGCUCAGUGAAGAUGAGCAGAAUUAUCUACGAUAACACAAAUGUCAAAGACAUUCAACCAAACCCAUUCUAUGUGCCACAUUGUUAUGGAUAUGAUUGUGGAUAUGACCGAAAAUAUUUCCCCUUCAAACCAAUUGAUUUGACUCCUUGGAAACAGUAUUAUUAAUGGAAGUUUAAGAAAGACAUUUUAUUCCCUGUAAAGACGACUCGACAUAUUUGGAAAUAAUGGAUACUUAUAUAUAUAUAUAUUGCUUUUAAAUGAAUUAAAAUUUUGAGAGGGUUGCAUCAAUUUUUCUUCUUUUGAUGUCAGAAUCAAGUAAUUGUAGAUCUGGUUUAAAAUAAAGUUUUGUUUUGCCCUUA